Messenger RNA from Brenthis ino (lesser marbled fritillary), 468 nucleotides. NCBI's taxonomy places the organism in Eukaryota, Metazoa, Arthropoda, Insecta, Lepidoptera, Nymphalidae. The record is from the annotation of a GenBank genome assembly.
AUGGCGUUGUUGGACGAGACGGUGAUAGACGACGGGGAGUUCAACAUGGACGAGCUGAUCACGUUCCGGGCGCACUCCGACCACGACUACCAGGUGGUGCGGUGCGACGCCGGCGACACACCCGCCGCGUACGUCGACCUCCCCAUAGACGAGGACUGGCCCCCGAGCCUCAAGAAACGCAUCAAACCCAUACAAUUCGAUCUAGACGACGGCAAAGACUACAUACCGCCCAUCGUCAAACAGGAGAACUAUCAAAACUACAAAACCGCACCGAAAUUGGAAAACGACGACUACAACGAUUUCAUAGCUAACUCGAUAAUGAACACGGGACGAAAACUAGGCCUAGAUUUUCCAGUUCCAGUCAAAAAUGAAGAUAUUGUUAUAGAGGAAAUAUCCGAUUUUGAUACCAGAAAUAAUUUUACGGAAGUCAAAAGUUUUGUUGUUGUUAAUGGUACGGCGAAUGAGUUU